Molecule: messenger RNA, 5688 nt
Organism: Caenorhabditis sp. 36 PRJEB53466
Lineage: Eukaryota; Metazoa; Nematoda; Chromadorea; Rhabditida; Rhabditidae
Source: the annotation of a GenBank genome assembly
AUGUCAACCGGUGUUUUGCAAUUUGUCAAGGGAAUCGAUUUCUCCGGGAACGACUUUUCGGUGAGUGUUUUCCCAGACAUAUUACUAGUCAAAUCGCUCAUUUUGCAGGGAGAUCGAUUCCCUCACGAUGUGGAACAGAUGACGCAGAUGACGUGGCUCAAGUUGAACGAUUCGAAGCUAGAACAAGUAGGAAAUAACAGAAAAUACAAGAAAGAUAAAGAGAAUUGCAGGUUCCUGAUGAGUUAUCACGUUGUGCAAACUUGGAACAUCUUCAAAUGGCUCACAAUCAACUAUCAUCUGUACACGGAGAGCUCUCAGAUCUUCCGAGACUACGAUCUGUCAUCGUUAGAGAUAAUAAUGUGAGUGUUCCCUUUCAAACGCGACAGCAACACAGAAAUGUGAUAUUUCAGCUGAAAACCGCCGGAAUUCCAACAGAUAUAUUCCGGAUGAAAGAUCUGACAAUCAUAGACUUGUCGAGGAAUCAGUUGAGAGAAGUGCCAACAAAUUUGGAGUACGCAAAAGGAGCCAUUGUGCUCAACCUGAGCCACAAUAACCUGGAAACCAUUCCUAAUUCUGUUUGUGCCAAUCUUAUCGACCUGCUCUUUUUGGAUAUUUCCAACAACAAACUCGACAUGCUCCCCCCGCAAAUACGGCGGCUCAGCAUGCUUCAAAGUUUGAAGCUUUCCAACAAUCCGCUCGUUCACUUCCAGCUGAAACAGCUUCCCAGGUAACAUUCGUCCUAUUGCAUUCCUCUUCAUUUUUCAAUUGUUCAGCAUGACGUCUCUGAGCGUUCUUCACAUGAGCAACACGAACAGAACUCUUGAGAAUAUCCCUCCGACGCUCGAUGACAUGCACAAUCUCCGAGUGAGUAUUUCAUUGCCUACCAACCACAAAACAUCUCUUUCAGGACGUGGAUUUCUCUGAAAACGGACUUCCAGUUGUUCCAGAAGCUCUUUUCAAGUUACGGAAUCUGCGAAAGCUGAAUUUGAGUGGGAAUAAAAUUGAAAAGUUGAACAUGACCGAGGGAGAAUGGGAGAAUUUGGAGACUCUCAAUGUCAGCCAUAAUCAGCUUCAAGUGAUUCCCGAUUGUGUCGUGAAACUGACGAGACUUUCAAAGCUCUACGCCUCCAACAACUUACUCACUUUCGAAGGAAUACCGUCUGGAAUAGGGAAACUUAUCCAACUGACCGUUUUGCAUUUGUCUUACAACAAACUUGAACUAGUACCAGAAGGUAUCUCUCGGUGUGUCAAACUGCAGAAACUGAAGUUGGACCACAAUCGGCUGAUCACUCUUCCGGAAGGAAUACACCUCCUUCCCGACUUGAAACAAUUGGAUUUGCAUGAGUAAGUUUUUCUCUUCAUUCUGAGAAUGCCUGCUAAAAAUGCGUUGAGAAGAGGACUGUUCGAGAAACAAACAUUCCGAAGCAUAAAAUGCUCUUUGGUCCGUUCCCAUGCUCGUCCGGAAUGCAUGACUCAUAUGCCCGAAUUCGGCAUGAAACAGAUUUGCAUUAAUGAAGUCUACAGAUUAGACGACUCCUCUCUCUUUCCUCAUUUCUUACUUUCCCUUCCUCCCAUAUUCUCGUUUUACAGCAACGAAAACCUGGUGAUGCCUCCGAAACCGAACGAUGCUCGCAAGAAACUCGCAUUCUACAACAUAGAUUUCUCGUUGGAACAUCAGGUAGGUCAAACAGGAAACCGCACCGUCCCUCGGCGCUAGAUUUUAACGUAAUUUUGAUCUUCCCAUCAAUCAAACGUUGAAUUUUGCCCUUUCGGAACGUCUCGUUCGCCCGUUUCCUACAUGCACUUAUUUUUUCGUCUCUCCGCCCGGAAAUCGUCUCCGCUGCUCGGUCGCCCGCUUUUUCUUCUCCAUUUCUUGUCCCUUUUCCUCCCAAAAAACGCGCAGACGACUUCCUUUUCUUUCAAUUCUUCCGACCCGCACGCAGAGAGCCACCAAAAUACUCAUUUCUGACUAGUCGCUUCCUUUUUUGUUCGUUUUCUCUCGAAAAUGCGGGCUGAGUGUCUCUUGGUGAGUGACCUCGAAGCAGCAGGUGAUCGCCAGAUGUGAACCGCAUGAAAUAUUGUUCCGAGAAGAAGUAACCAGUCAUUUUCAGCGAAAGAUCGCAGGCCAAAUGGCGAGCCCGUCGUCGUCGAUCUCGUCAGUGCAUUCAGGCGGUGCACGUCAGGAUGCGUUGGCAAGACGGAAGGAGUUCAUUCGUCGACGGAAGCAGCAGGCGGAUCAGCAGAGUGCGGACAAAGUUAUACAGGUGAGGAGAAGGGGGCCACUCGAGGUGUUUGGAUAGUGGGUCACGUGAAUUCUCGAAUUCCUCGUCUGAAAAUUCAGAGAAUAUGAUCGCACUUUCCAUAUGUGUAUAACCAGCUGACUGUUGGGAACUGCAUAAUGUUCCACAUAAAUUUCCUUUCUGGUCGCGGACUGAUCGAUAAUCUCGACCAUAAACUAGUGUCCUCCCCCUCUUCCCUUUUUUUGCGGUGGUUCUUUUCUACGAGAACGACGUUAUCAUAUCGUAUCACCAAUCUCAAAUGUGACCCGUUUCCCGGUCACUUUUCUGUGUUUUGUUGACAUUUCAUUCCAAGUGUCCAUGAUAGCAUUCGUAUUUGCAGGGAAUGUCCAAAAUUGCCGGUGUAGGAGCGGCACUCACGGAGAAGCAGCAAGAGGAGGAAGAGCGACAAAUCGAGGCGAAGAGCGCGGUGAACUGGCAGAAGAAUCUGGAGAAGCAUCGGAAGCACAUCGACUACAGCGACAUUUUCGAUGAAGACGUCGGCAAUGACGAGGGAAUGUGGGUCUGGGAGAUCGAGAACUUCUACCCAUCGAUCAUGGAUGAAGCCUAUCACGGACAGUUCUACGACGCCGAUGCAUAUCUCGUGCUGAAAACGACGAGAGAGAUUUCCGGACAACUCCGCCACGCCAUCUUCUACUGGCUCGGCGAGCACGCCUCCUUAGACAAAGGAAUGUGCUCCGCAGUGCACGCAGUAGGCCUCCGCAACCAUCUAAAUGCCACGUGUCGAACACAAAGAGAGGAAAUGAACGACGAAUCGGAAGAGUUCCUUUCGUUGUUCGGAGAAGAAAUUGUUUACAUCGAAGGAGGAAGGACCACUUCCGGCUUUUUCACAACUGAGAAGCCGGCUCAUUUGACGCGCCUCUACAGGGCUGGAGUCAACGGAACCUCUGUGGAUAUGGAGCCAGUGCCUCUGAGUGUCGAAUCGUUGGAUCCACGUUUCUGCUUCCUUUUAGACGUCGGAGAGACCAUCUGGAUAUGGAGUGGAUUCAAAUCGAGGGUUCGUUUCGUGUGUCAGAAAGUUAAAAUGCGCUAGAAACGGUCAGUAUGAAAACGAGAAAUUGAAGGUUACACUGUUCGCAAAAUUCGAUGUAAUUUCUUUUUUUCUCUGAAGUGACCUUUCCGCCUCGGGGGUCGACAGAUACUGACGGCAAGUGCCCGCGAGACAGAGGAGGCGAGCGGGUGUGCGAGAGGACACGACUCUCUCUCUCUCUCUCUCUCUCUCUCUCUCUCUCUCUCUCUCUCUCUCUCUCUCUCUCUCUCUCUCUCACUCUCUCUCUCUCUCUCUCUCUCUCUCUGUCCACUAUGUUAUGGGCACCGAGAGACGAAAGAAAUGCGACUGCUUGGCGCAAUGGUAGCGCGUUCGACUCCAGAUCGAAAGGUUGGGCGUUCGAUCCGCUCAGUGGUCAAAACAUUUUGUUUUUUGACACUCCAUGAACUGACAAUCUCUUUUUUCAGAUCACAGUGUCGAAUAAAGCGAGACUGUUUGCCGAACGGCUGAACAAGCGCGAUCGGAAGGGAAAGAGUGAGAUCGAAACAUGCCGGCAAGCGAGAUGUCCUCCAGAAUUCUGGCAAGCACUGACUGGAAGUCCCGAAAAACCGGAAGGAGCGAUUGUUGAGCAUGUUCCGGAGUCGUUCGUUCCGGAGAGAAAGAAGUUAUACAAAGUGAACAUCGGAAUGGGAUUUCUGGAACUUCCACAAGUGGAACUGCCAAAAGGAAUUGCGAAACAAGAAAUGCUCAACACGAAAGGAGUAUUCAUUCUCGAUUCCAACUCGGACAUAUUUCUGUGGACUGGAAAGAAGGCGAAUCGACUUCUGAAGAUGGCCGGUCAGAAGCUCGUUGUUGAAUUGCAUCAGAUGAUCGACAGACCCGAUUACGCGCAGGUGUACAGAGAAACAGAAGGAGAGGAAUCGAUGAUGUUCCGAUCGAAGUUCGCCGGAUGGGACGAAAUAGUUCCCGUGGACUACACGAGGACCAGCGACUCUGUGCAGAGAGUGCCCGACCUGAAAGUGAUUGUGAAACAAGACAACAUGAUGAGGGCCGAUCUGGGGGCACUUUUCCUCGAAAGACAACCGCCGAUGGUGUUCGAGGAGAGCGAAGAACUGAUGCUCGAUUGCAAUUACGACCUGGAACUGAUGGAGAGUUUCGUGCUCGAGGGGAAGAAGUUUGUGAAACUGCCUCAGAAAGAGUUUGGAAUAUUCUACACAAUGGACUGUUACGUCUUCCUCUGUCGGUAUGCAGUUUUGCCAGAAGAAGAGGACGACGAGGAAGAGGAAGAAAAAGACGAAGACGAGAAGCCGGAGAUGGAUUUUAAGUGUGUCGUGUACUUCUGGCAGGGAAGAGACGCAUCGAACAUGGGCUGGCUCAACUUCACUUUCCAGUUGCAGCCAAACUUCGAAGAGAUAUUCAAAGACAAACUCGAGGUGGGAAAUCAACGAAAGAACGUUUUCAUUUUGCUAUGUUUCAGGUCGUUCGGAUGUACCAACAGCAAGAGAAUCACAAGUUCCUUUCUCAUUUCAAACGGAAGUUCCUCAUAAAAAGAGGUCGACGCGGACUGACGAAGAAUCUCGGUGGCAAGUGGCCAGAGCUCUUCCAGAUGCGAGCCAAUGGAUCCAGCGUUUGCAACAGGACCAUCCAAGUCGAUUGCCAGUGAGUGAACUGAAUUUCGUAACAGCAAUGAGUUCUUCUUUACCUUACAGAGCGAAUCAACUUUGCUCUGCGUUCUGUCACAUGUUGCGGAUUCCAUUCAAAGAAGUCGAGGAGAGCGGACACCGCGGAGUCGUUUACGUCUGGUUCGGUAAAGAUUCGGACCCUAGAGAGCAUGACUUUGCCCGUCAAGUGGCCUCCGAUCUGGUCGUUCGUGAUGAUGACAAUGACUUCCGAAUAGUCGAAGUGAAAGAAGGCGAGGAGAACGAAGAGUUCUGGAAGGUGCUCGGAGGAAAGAAGAGCUACGAAACUGACAGCUCCUUCAUCAAGUACACUCGACUUUUCCGAUGCACCAACGAGAAAGGAUACUUUGCAGUGUCCGAAAAAACUGUCGACUUCUGUCAAGUAUCAUCAAUAGCUCUUUUAUUAGUGUAAAACACGGUUUCAGGAUGAUCUCGACGAUGACGACAUCAUGAUUCUGGACAACGGAGACGCGGUCUUCCUGUGGAUCGGCGCGCGUUCUUCCGACAUCGAAGCGAAACUGUCGUAUCAAGCGGCACAAGUGUACCACGCGUCAUUGCGAAUGAAGGCGAACGAACGGCCGCGCAAGUUCAUGCUGGCAGUGCGGGGCCGCGAGAGUCGCAGGUUUCGGAAGUGUUUCCACGCGUGGGCCAAGAUGAAGGUGUGUUCGGAUUCCGAGGCACCCUCCUCAAUUUUUAUCAUUUUCAGGAGCCCGUCGGAAACUAA